Coregonus sp. 'balchen' is the source of this 5735-nucleotide messenger RNA. The record is from the annotation of a GenBank genome assembly. NCBI's taxonomy places the organism in Eukaryota, Metazoa, Chordata, Actinopteri, Salmoniformes, Salmonidae.
CGGAUACAAAUGAUAUUUGAGGAUACAACAGCGCUGAAAGGAUCAAUUGUUGAAUCAGAGGAUUGUUGGACAAUAUUUAUUUUGGAUGAAUGGAUACUGCAUGUUUUACCACCUCUCAGCGUAUUUCAUGUCUCAGGAUGAAUCCGGAUCUAGCCAAACCUUGUCCAGAACGUGAAGUUAUUCCUCCUACUAAACCGAACAGGACUAAAUCAGAACAAAUCAAACCAGAACUCGCCCAGGUGGUGACAGAUUCCAAGACAGGAAAAUCUUACAGCAAAGGAAAGCUUCUGGGAAAGGUAUUAUAUAAAUUUGAUGUAUGGAAUUACAUUUCUCACCGAAAUCAAUUAUUUAUACCAAUUCUGGUGACUAUGUGGUCGGAUGGUAGUAGUCUAAAGAAAUUGGAGAUUGCAGCGUCAGUGUUACAUUGUCAGUUUUCAUUCAUUGACAUGAUUUGUUCCCGGUUGGGUCGCAUGUUCUACAAAGCUACAAGUUACACUCCAAAUGUGAAUGCUUCAUUACGGGAUAAUUACCCCGCGCGGUACUGGCUAUGACAAACUUUCUCCCAGCGUCAUUCAUUCUCUCACGAGUCUAGCGAGAUGUGCCCCUCGUGUGCAUUAAUCUAGGCUACUAGCCCGAAAAUCGACAUUUAUUAUCUCUUCUGACUGCGGUGGUGGAAAUUGGCCCAUUGGCUAUCAUAAAACCAGCCACCGUUCUAAUACCACCCGUCAUGAGGAUAUACAUUAUUUUGCAAGUGCAAUAAUACAAUCUAACGUACGUGUCAUUGGUCAUUCAUUCGUUUAUAGAAUGUAUUUAUUAUAAAUGCCUCCGUCUGUGCUACUGCAUGGGAGAAACAAAUCAUUGUUAAUGUUUGUGAAAUGUCGCAUUACCCUAAUUAGAACAAUUAAAUGUUAUUAUAAACAAAAUGAUGGUGUAUUUAACACAGUUGCUAAUUAAACAAUUUCGAAGGUAUUUGAUGAAAGGAAAACGUCACAAUUAUGUACAAGAUAUAUGGUUGGAACAUACGUCAUUGGACAGGCAAUACAAACAGGCAGCCUAUAGUGUUGAAAGACAAGCAAAAGCAAUAUCAUUGUGAACAGCAUUCAUGUUGUUUUAUGGAUAGAAAAUAAAGGCUGAUGCUGAUUUGUAGUGUAUUGUUUUUCUUCAAAGGGUGGCUUUGCACGAUGCUAUGAAAUGACAGACCUUUCCAACAAGAAACUGUAUGCUGUAAAGGUGAUACCACAGAGCAGGGUGUCAAAACCUCAUCAGAGGGAUAAGGUAAGGAAACAUUUGAAUGUAAAUCUGCAGAUUUUAACUUUUUUUUUUCUUCUCAAGGAUUGGUCUCUAUUCCUACUUAUAUUCUGGUUAACGGUUUCAUUAUUAUUUUUUCAACAGAUAACAAAUGAAAUCGAGCUUCACAAAACCCUACAUCACAAGCAUGUGGUUAAGUUCUCCCAUCAUUUCGAAGACCCAGACAACAUCUAUAUUUUCCUUGAGCUCUGCAGUAGAAAGGUGAGCUGUGCGGCUGCUUUGUUCUGUUGUGGUACAGCUUGUGCAGGCAUUCUGAAGGGUGCUCAUUGGGUACUGACAGAAUUCUCACCUCGUCUUUGCAGUCCCUGGCACACAUUUGGAAAGCAAGACACACACUGACAGACCCAGAAGUGCGGUACUACCUCCGGCAGAUCAUAUCUGGGCUGAAGUACCUUCACAAUAGGGGCAUCCUUCACAGGGAUCUCAAAUUAGGUAUGUAGAGUGAUUUGUGGAAUAAGAUGUAUCUUGAUUAUUUUACCACACCAUCUAUCUCAUUCAGUUCAGCUAUUUAGAACAUCUCAAUGGGAUAUUUAGAAUUUGCCAUUUGGUUGUAGUUUCGUAUCAAAGCGUUUCAGCUGUGUGCCUAUUUCUCAUGGGAGGCCUGGAAAAAUGUACUUGAUGAAUGUUUCUCUUGCAGGCAAUUUCUUUGUGAAUGAGAACAUGGAGUUGCGGUUGGGAGACUUCGGGCUUGCAGCGAAGUUGGAAACAGUUGAGCAGAGGAAGAAGUAAGUCAACUGAUGGAAUGUGUCCGAUCCCGGAAUAUUCUUGUUUCCUUCUAAGCCAAUCCAAGGAAUAAUGCCUCUAAUGCAAACCUGUUUUUCCUCAGAACUAUCUGUGGAACACCUAACUACCUUGCACCCGAGGUGUUGAACAGGCAGGGCCAUGGAACAGAGUCUGACAUCUGGUCACUAGGUUGUGUAAUGUAAGUAUACUUGAAAUGUUUGUCUUGUGGCGUCUGAGUUAUGUUGUAUUUGACUUAGUGUAUACUUGCUGUUGACUUUGAUCUACAGUGGACCUACAGCUCUUACUUAGGUACUGAGGUACAGAAUUUCACGUAUGCAAAAAGUCGUUUUAUGGUUAUGAGGUAGGCCAUUGCUAAGCUAGUUUAGCUUUUAUAGUGUUACUCAAAUGACGCUAUGUCAAUAGUUGAACUCAAUUGGCAUUGGGGAGACUUACAGAUUAAUAUUUUCUUCAACCAGGUACACACUGAUGUGCGGGAACCCUCCGUUUGAAACCCUUGAUCUGAAGGAGACGUACAAGUGUAUAAAGGAAGUGAAAUACAACCUGCCCUCGACCCUGUCUCCUGCGGCUCAGAAGCUUAUCUCUGGCAUUCUGCAGAAGAACCCCAGCGACCGCCUCACACUGGACCAAAUCCUCAACCACCAAUUCUUCACAAAAGUACGUGACCAGGCACUGGAAUUGGGCUAGAAUUUACAGCAUUAAUGCCCAUAGCUUUUUUACUCAUUUGAUUACAUACAUACUGCCUUGAUUUGUAUGUUGAAUGGCUUUCCAAUUGGUUUGUUAUGCUUCUUGAUCUUUAGAUGAAAUGUGGGUACAAUUGGAGGGCUCAGCCAUGGCUAUAAAGUAUACUUUCUAAAGAGCAACACUCUGAAUAAUAGCACAUGCCCACUGACUAAAGAGUGAGGUCUCGAGAGGAUGGCAGUAUUCAGUAAGUGGUUGAUUUUUGAAGUGCCGACCUUGCAUUUUCCCUGUCCUAAACCUCUUUCUCUCCCUCUCAUAGGCGUUCACCCCAGACAAGCUGCCUCCCAGCAGCUGUGUGACAGUGCCAGAGCUCAACCUGCCCAGCCCUGCCAAGAAGUUCUUCACCAAGAUGGCCAAGAGUCUUUUUGGCAAGAGAAAAUCCAAAGGUAAGCGUUGUGGCAAGUCACAACUGACCUUAAAAAGGCUGCAGCCUAACCCCAGGAUUAACCCUAGAAUCAGGGUUUAAUUUAGCGUGUUUUUGUUUCAUAGUGGAGAAGAACCAUUGUGAAGAGCGGGAGAGCAUCUCCAAGCUUGUGUCCGGCAUCGUCAAAUGCUCCAUUAGUCGCCAGAUAAGCUAUAAAACAGUUGGUGCCAAUGAGGUAUGUAUUAUUUUGCAUGUGACAACACAUGGUACAGCCAAACUCUUCAAUAGCAUAGGCUAGAUAGUUUAUAGCAAAGGCUAGACAUGUUUAAUUACUUUAAGUAUGCAGUUCCUCUUGUUAGCUGAGAUGUAUUAGCUAAGGACCUAGCUCAGCAAGGGACUGUUAUGGGGCAGCCAUAGUAGUGAAUGUCUCAGAAUAGUGUUGUACUGUACUUAGCAGAAUCUCAUUUUAGCCAGACGAUCUAUGGGGAGACUGAGUGAUGGCUUAACCCCCACCUAAAAAUAUAUAUAUUGGAUUCAGGCCUGUGGAAUAAAUCCUGCAAAUGCAAUAUAUAUUGGAUUCAGGCCUGUGGAAUAAAUCCUGCACACUGCAAAUCCUUGUUUCUCAGCCCCCUGACAUCUGUUUCCCUAGCGGUGCUCAUUCAAUACAACUGCAUUUGAUUCAUGCGCCGUUCUUUGCUUUUUGGGUCAGAUUUAAAACUCUUGUAAGGAAGGAAAACCAGUUUUUGUUUCCUGAAGCUCAUGAAAGUGGUUUCCUGUUUCAGGCUCCCACUCCCACAGUAGGCCAGCAAGUCAGCUCUGGUCCUCUGGAUACUCCAGCUGAGGAGGAGUCCAGGAAGUCAGCAGCAUCAGGCUCCUUUAAAGGCACGGUGCCCAGCAUUACGGAACGUAAGUCACUACUCUGAUUGUUUUGAGUUUAACAUCAAUCAGCAGUUUUACUGAACAUGAUCAAUGCUUUAAAUGUGGAUUUGUGCCAAUUAUAGAGCAUCUUAAGAUCAAGGCCUUUUCCAUACCUAUACAUAUCAAUUACUGUGAAACAGCCUUUCACUUGUCUUUUUGGUAUAUCCAAAUGAAUCACAUCUGAAGUGGCUUGAAUGCACUGAUUGUUUCAUAACAUCUGAGCUCAUGGACCUGACAGGUGGUUUGAGUCAGACUUUCACACUGUUGGUGGUGAUAAGUUAAACCUCACCCUCUCCUAUCUCUCUCCAGCGUGUGAAGAUGGCCUUACCCCUGCUGCUGUUGCGGAGUCAGCCAUGAAGGUCCUCAACAGCUGUUUGUCUGCCAUGCCUGCAGGUGAGCUUUCAGCCUCUCCGCAAGCUAGUAUUCAUUGUGGCUUUAUUAUACUGAAAUUGUCUUUAAGUAGCCUUCUCUUAAUGAGUCUCUCUUCCUCUCCAGCUACAAUAAACCCACCUUGUCUCUCCAGACCCAAAUCCUUUAUCUGGGUCACAAAGUGGGUUGAUUAUUCCAAUAAAUAUGGCUUUGGCUACCAGCUCUCAAAUCAAGACAUUGGUGUGCUCUUCAACGAGGGGACACACUUGAGUCUGUGUGAUCAGCGCAAGUAAGAGCCCUUUUCAACUCAUUUAACAAUAUUCAAGCAGUUAUUGGCCUUAUUUUAAUGCUUUGACCAAACUGAAUUGUGUUUUGUAGCCUUUUGAUUGUCUUAAACCGUUGUCUUGUCUAAUGUAUUUUCAUUGUCUUCCCCAUAGGACUGUGCAUUACUGCAUGACCAACAACAAACACUUCACCUUCCAGGCCAGUGCUUUACCAGAGCAGCUCUGCAGCCAGAAGCAGAUUGUGGAGCUUAUGGCCAACUACAUGGAACAGAACCUCAUAGAGGUAAGGCAUUGGAGAAGGAAGUUAUAGGUUGUGUCCCAAAUGGUACCCUAUUUGCUUUAUUGAGCCCUGGUCAAAAGUAGUGCACUACAUGGUGAAUUGGGUGCCAUUUGCGACUCGGACAUAGUAAUUAGUCAUUUUAUUUGAUCAAGGAAUCAGUAAUCAGCUUGCAGUUUGCUGUUCUAAGUGGGAUUUUAAUGUAAUGUUUUUUCUCUUACAGGGUGGAGACCUCCACUGUAAAGACCAGCCUCCCUCCCAGCCACCUCUCCUUCUGCAGUGGGUGAAGACCGACCAUGCUCUGGUGAUGCUCUUCAACAACGGUACACUGCAGGUAAGACCUACUGCUACACUUCUGUCCUUUUGAGUAGCACAAUUUUAACUGCAAGACUGUUAUACCCCACUCAGUGUAAUUAUAUUGUAUACAAUUCCCUUUGUCUCAUUGUGUGCAUUCACCAUCCUUUUUCUCCCAGGUGAAUUUCUACACUGACCACACCAAGAUCAUCCUGUGCAAGUCCUCUGACUCCUACCUACUGACCUACAUCAGCCGCGAGCGCGUGUCCUACACUUACCUCCUGAGCAUGCUGUUAGAGAUUGGCUGUUCUGCCGAGCUGCGGCACCGCAUGCUCUAUGUGGUCCAGCUGCUCGAACACCAUGUGGACUCAUAAUGGACCGGAGUAAGGUGAAGUUUCCCCUAAAUGCUGAUCUGGGGUCAGUUUUGAAUUUCCCCCUC